AUGAUUAUUAUAGUUUAAAAAAAUUGAAAUUUAAUUAUAGAUUUGGGUGAAUUUUAUAAAUGGAUGAAUUAAUAUUUCUGUGCGUUAUAAUAUGAUGAUAUAAGAGGACGGAGAGAAUUUUUUUGUUUUCUCUACGCCAAGAUUGAAAUAGGGAGAGAGAAAAAGAGAGAGAGAGAGAGAGAGAGACUAUUCGAAAAGGACAAUUAGCGUGGGACUUGGAUAAACUAAAGUGUGUGUUAGUGCAAAUGAAUUCGGUGAAUAAUGUGAGCCACAUUGGUCGGAACCUUGUGCUUCCUGGACUUGGGCAAGCAAACGCAAAUGUAUAUCAGUCGUGAUGCGUUCCUUCAUUUAAAUAUGUUAGAAUGUGAGGCACUCUGCCGGAAGAAUCCUCACACGUCGAAUCGGUGUUGAUAAAAUUAAAUGAUGGUUCACGUUUCACGUCGACGAGAGUGUAAUAAAACUUCCGUCAGCAUGGAUGCCUGUAAACAUAGAGGGAUUAUCUAUGCUUACUUCGUCUGGUUAAUCAUCGACUACGUUGCUGCCGGUCGUAUUUUCGAUGUGACGAAUCCGCCGAUAAGAGAGAUCAUUGUCGAGGCGGGAAAAAACGUGACAUUAGAUUGUCCCGGUGUGACGGAACAGUCUCUCAUAUCAACGUUGGAAUGGCGUGCGAAUAGUGUGUUAAUAGUUGAAUACAGCAGUAGUAGUACAACGGUCUCAAAUCAUCGUGAUCGUGUCUCGUUUUUUCCAAAAAACUUCUCUCUACUGUUUCAUCCUGUGGCAUCGACUGACAGCGGGGACUAUCAGUGUGUUGUGAAUAACCGCAAAACACCGGAAACUAUAUUGAGGAUCAUCGUACAAGACGUACCAGAUGCACCUGAACGUCCAAUGGUGAAAUCGUUUACCUCACGUUCAGUUGAACUCUCAUGGGCUCCCAGUGCAAAUUUCCACAACAAUCCAAUUUCUCAUUACGUCGUGUAUGUUCGAGUUGGCGAGUCUGGCGAAUGGGAUGAGCAAAAUGGGAUAAAAACUCCAGACAACAACACAACCUACACCAUAAAAAAUUUAACGCCCUACACUGUUUAUAGUUUUCGAGUAUCAGCCGUCAACGCAAAGGGUCGAAGCAAACCAAGUCGUCCGACUUACUACAUAUUCACUCUACGUGAAGUUCCCGAAGGAAAACCUACAAUUACAUUGGCCCACAAUACGUCAGCCUCUUCGAUAUUUAUCGCGUGGAAACCACCAAAUCACGAUACGAUCCAUGGUGAAUUUCUCGGAUACAGAAUUUCUUAUCGGCCACGAAGCAACAAAGGCUACGAAGAUAUAGAGGAGAAGGAGAUUUACAUUCGAGAUCCCACUAUUGAGAGCCACACCAUCCACAACUUGGAAACCUACACCCAGUACUUAGUUUCUUUAGAAGUUUUCAAUCCAGAAGGUCGAGGACCACCUACUUCAGUUACUGUCACUACAGAUGAAGGGGUUCCGAGUAAACCGCUAUAUCUUAUUGCACGUGGAAUUACAUCCUUCACCAUAGACUUAUCGUGGUCCAAACCUGAGCACGCGAAUGGGGCCAUAUUAGGCUAUCGAGUUUACUACAUGUAUUCCAAUUUUACUGAUGUUAAAACGCACAAAAUUGCUGAAGAUGAUCCAAAGAGCAUCGAUUUUACUCUCGACAAACUUCUUCCUUUCACCGAAUAUAAUAUAUGGGUUAAAGCCUUCACGUGGAAAAAUGAGGGUGAACCGUCGGAACAUAUUAUGCAAAAAACCGAUAUUGCUGGACCAAUUCCUCCUGUUAUUCUCAAUCUUACUUGCCAAUCGGAGGAUGCAAUUUAUGUGCAUUGGGCUCGUCCUGCUACCUAUUGGAAUUCCGUCGAUUAUUAUUACAUAAAUUAUCGUACUGAAAAUGCAAGGGAUAACGAUGAAAUUGAACUAUCAACUGACACGAAUUAUCUGGAAAGCGGGACGACAAUCACAAAUCUGACAAUGAAUGCAAUGUACGAGGUCACUGUACAAGGAGCAACCAGAAGUGUAAUAAAUCCUUCGGACAUUAUUCGUGGGGAAACUACAUUGGCGAGAAAAGUUCUUCUUGCUCGUGAUUGUGACAAAAGUCCACCAUUGAUGAGACGAAGCAGCAAAGAACUAAGCGCUGGUGUUAUUGCCGGAAUGGUUUGCGCCUGUUUUGCCGUGAUGCUGGCAAUUACUUCUUUUAUUCUCUGGAGGCCAUGUGGUAGGCCCGUUUUCAGAAAGUGCUUUCACACUGCCUAUUACUAUUUGGAUUAUCCACCAAGGAAUGUUCCAACACUCCAGGAAUGGGAGAAUAGCGAACAGGAUGGCGAGAGAACAGCAGUUGCGGUACAACAUUUUGCUCAACAUGUUGCUUCGUUACAUGCCGAUGGCGACAUUGGCUUCAGCAAGGAGUAUGAUGUCAUCCAAUCUGACACUGGCGACUACACGGUCGAAAAUUCCCAAUUUGCUGAGAAUAAAGCAAAAAAUAGAUACCUUAACAUUCUCGCCUAUGAUCACAGUCGAGUUCAACUGUUGUCAUGUGGAGGUGGACCGCCAAAAAAGGGUCAGGAUUAUGUUAACGCAAAUUAUAUUGAUGGUUGGCAACGAGCUCGUGCGUACAUCGGUACUCAAGGUCCCUUGCCUCCAACGUUCGACGGCUUUUGGCGUAUGGUGUGGGAGCAACGAGUGUCCAUUAUCGUGAUGAUAACUAAUUUAGUCGAGCGCGGCCGUAGGAAAUGCGAUAUGUAUUGGCCUAAGGAGGGAACGGAAACCUAUGGUUACAUUCAAGUUAGUUUAGCGAAAGAAGAUGUCAUGGCGACUUACACGAUUCGCACUUUACAAAUUCGUCAUCUAAAGCAGAUUAAGAAAAAGAAAAACGGAAACAACAUGGCCGAGCGAACAGUACUUCAGUAUCAUUAUACUGGAUGGCCGGAUCAUGGAGUUCCCGAUCAUCCACUUCCAGUACUCAAUUUCAUUUGUAAAUCGUCAAAUGCAAAUCCACCGGAUGCUGGACCAAUUAUUGUUCAUUGCAGCGCUGGUGUGGGUCGCACCGGAACUUACAUUGUAAUCGAUGCAAUGCUGCGACAAGCAAAAAGUAAAGGUGAAAUUAAUGUGUACGGAUUUUUGAAACACAUUCGUACACAGAGAAAUUUUCUCGUACAAACUGAGGAGCAAUAUAUUUUCAUUCAUGACGCUCUUCAAGAGGCAAUUGAAAGCGGUGAAACAAAUUUAGAAGUUAAUAAUUUAGCAAAACACGUGCAAGAUAUGCUUUGUCCUUCCAAUAAUAAAACCAAUCCAUGGAAUAAUUUGGAAGCACAAUACAAGCUUGUAUCGUCUUGGAAACCAAAGGACUUUAAUUUAGUGUCGGCGACGAAGUCGUGUAAUAUUCAUAAAAACAGAAAUAUGGAAAUUAUUCCUAUUGAAAAUGCUCGCGUUCAUCUUACACCAAAACCUGGCGUCGACGGUAGCGAUUAUAUAAACGGAACGUGGGUUGCUGGUUUCCACCGGAAUCGUGAAUUUAUUAUCACUCAACAUCCCUUGGAGGACACGAUAAUGGAAUUUUGGCAAAUGAUGUGGGACCACAAUGCGCAGACUAUAGUCAUGUUGACGCAAUGCGACGAGGAAUACCCUGAAUUCUGGCCUAUUGAAGGAAAGGAUUUAGAAUCUGAGACAUUUAGAGUGAGAUUGUGUGGAAUUAAGGAGACAGUAAGUGGAGUAGUAUUACGAGAAGUUGCAGUACGAUCAUUGCAGGAUGACUACGAGCUAAGUGCCAAAAUUGUCCAAGGACCUUUAAAUCAAGGUGGUCCUUGGCCUCAUCAUAAUAAUCCAAAAGCUUUUGUCAGCGUCAUUCAAGAUUUUCAUAGAGAUUAUCAAAAUGGACCCAUCGUCGUUAUGGAUAGGUUCGGUGGUAUUGAAGCUGGUCUAUUUAUUUUACUUACAACACUUACCAAACAAAUUGAGUUUGAACAGAGCGCAGAUAUUUACAUGUUUUCCAAGCUUUUAUAUAUGAAGAGGCCUGGUAUUUUUAGGUCUUUGGAGGAUUACGUUCUGUUGUAUCAGUGCCUUGAGUCAAUGUUAACGUCGGAACCGCGAGUUGAGCCCGAUCUCUACACAAUGGCAAAUGGUCAUAUGACCACAGUUAAUGAAACCAAUGACAUAAGCUCAUUGGUAAUUGAUCCAAAAUUUAUUCCACGAAAAUUUCAAGUCUAUCGAAAACAUGUGCCAGUGGACCAAAACGGUGAAUAUAUUCCUGAUUAUUCAAUACCAAUUCACAUAAGUCACACGACGAACGAUGGUGUUUGUCCAACUAACGACGCUUGCUUAGUUCAAAGUGAUCAUGUACUGACAGAAAGUGCAUCGAUGCAAUUAUGUAAUGCAAAUUUCACGAGUCAUCCAGGCGCACCAAUUACCAUCGAUGUGAAUGGUUGUGUCACAACUAAUGGCAAUAUGCGAGUACCACCCGAAGGAAUGGAAGCCCAAUGCAUGAUGGCGCCUCAAUGAUGGAAUCCAAACUCCUUGCUUGCUAUCCAAAUUAAUUCGGAUAGUUCAGAGCAAAGAGUUUGUCUCUAAUCUUAUUCUUUUUUUUUUAAAAAAUCCUUCCGGGUCUCGGGAAUUUGCCAAAAUUAGGGCUAAUUUAUUCAAAGGAAUAAAAAAUGAACUUUAAAGAAACAGAAUGUGAAUAAUAGUGAAUAUUUCUGACUAUUUCGAAUAAAAACGACAUUUUAAAAUGCGAAUCCCUCUCGUGAAAUAAUGAAUUUUUUUUUCUUUCGCAAAGAGGGAUUUAUUGUAUAUAAAUAUAAAUAUAGAUUAAAAAAGAAAGUUUGAUAUAAUAAUCUCGAACUUUUAAAAAAGCAAUCGUGACCGAAACGUCUUUCUUUUUUUACUCAGCGACAAUUAAUCUCGCGUAUAUUACUUACGAAAGAAAAAAAAAAUGAGAGAUUAGAGCGUAUUGUGGUAUCGUUUCCUAGUCCAGACAGAGAUAAAAAAAAAACAUUUUUAUUCACUGCGAAGAAAAAAAAAAAGAAACCGUUUGUAAAUAUUCGUACGGACCAUCCGACAGAUCUAGUUGCCAAAGAAUUAGGAGAUAAAUAAAUUUUAAGACGUUAGGCGUAAAACUCGAAUUCGGAUAGGAGGAGGGGAAUAUAAAUCGACACGUUUUUUUUUUUAAAAAGGCGCUAUUUUUUCUUUUAUCACACAGUGUGCGUGCGGUUUUUUUUUUUAAAUUUAUGUUCUCUCUAAAAUCGCUAAUUAUUUUUCUACAAAAUUUCUAAAUUUUUUCCCAUACAAUUCGAAAUUUUUAUUUUUAUCUUCUUCAUACUUUUCCUAUCCAAUUGAAUUUUUUUUUACGUCAAAGUUAUUUUACAAAAAUUCAUAAAGGUAUUAAAUUAAAUUUUUUUUUAAUUGAAUCGUAUUUAUUUUCUAUAAGUAGGAUUGUUUUUAUUUUCGAUAAUAUUUUGUUUUUGUUUGGAAAAAACAAACAAAAAAAAAAAACGUUGUUUGAUCAAUGCUAAUUUUUUUAAAAUCGCGUUUUCUUACAACGAGAAAUCAAAGGCUCGUGUUUUUUAAUCCUCGUGGUACACAUAAAUGUGUGACUCACAUAUUUUUCAUUCGCUUUUUUUUUAAUACCAUUGAUCAUUCCUGUUUUUUCUUUUAUUGAAAAACGAAAAGUUUUAUAUAUAAUGAAUUCUUUGUAUUCACGUUACAAAGUAAAUUGAAUUCUCUGUAUUAUUUAUUUACAAAUAGUAAAAAACAAUUGUUUGUAAAUUAAAUCAAACAAAAUGGGGUAAUUUAAAAAUUGUAAAUGAAAAAAUUUUUUUUUUUUUUUGAUAAAUUAUCAAUAUUUUUUGGUACUUCGUGACAUUCUUGAAUAAAUUAAGUAUUUUUUUUUACUUAUGAAUAACGUAAAUUUUUAUUUCAUUUUUGUAUUUUUUAUCAUUAUGUUCUGUCUUGUGUGGAUUCGAUGAAAAAUCCGAUUCAGAUCGUCAAGAAUUUUUAAAAUAAUAAUAAUAGUAAUAUUACAUAUCUCAAAACAUUCCGAAAAAAAGUCUUCACAUUUUGAUCCACAUUUUUUAUACCUAUCAAUCAUUUUGCAUUUAAAAAUUAAUAAUUCUUGAAAAAAUCACAAAGAAUUGCGUUUUAAUGUCUGUAAUGUUUUUUUUUUUUUUUUUUUUUAAUGCCACUGUUAAUUUUUAUCCGGAUUUACAGUACGAUUACAAUUAAGAAAAAAAGUUUUAAAAAAAUUUUUCAAUCAUUCUGUGGAGAAUAAACAAUAUUUUGUAAUUGUUACUUCCAAACGUUUAAUCACCUGAAUUUUACGGUGAGAGUAAAAUUAUAAUGGUUAUUAGUUAAUUGAGACUAAUAAUAAUAAUUGACGAUUAAAUAUCUUAAUAUUUAAUUGAAUUUCUCUAAAUUAAAGAUUUAGAGAAACUGAUUUUCUAUAAUAUACUCGAUCGAAAUAUUUAAUUUUAACUGCGUACGUGUAUAUUUCAUAAACUCGAAACAAGAACCAAUUUUUCUCCACAAAACUCUGCAAUUUUUUCAUAUAAUUAUCACGAUAAAUUUUCAUUUUCUACUUUUUUAUAGUCUAUAUUAUAAAUCCGCUAACUUUUAAGAUUGCUCACCUGCGACAAGUUUUCAACAAAUGUUAAUGCUGUUUCAAAAGAAAAAAUUUUUUUAAAUUAAUUUGUGUAAAAGAAUUUUUUUAAAAAAUAAUUUAUAGUAUCAAUUUUAUUUUUCUAAAUCAGUGAAAGUGAAUUUUAAGACAUUAAAAUUUGUAAAUGAAAUAAAAAGUUUCAAUUUUUUUUUUUUUUCGAAAACAAUUUUUUAUCAGCAUUAAUUUUUGUACAAAGCUUGUUGCAUUAAAAUAUCUUGGCACAAAAAAUCUUUCACGAUUGUGCAAUUAAAAUUUUUCUAUACUCCGCUUAUUAACAAAUUGAUAAAUUAAUUUCCCCCCCCCCACAAAAAAACAGAAUACGAUAAUCGAUUAAUUUUCUGCGUGUUUAAAUCGCGCGUUGACUGUCCACUGUGGAACCACUAAAACAAUCUGCAUUUUUUUAUAAUAAAAAAAAAAAAAUUAAUGUAUGGUGAUAUUCAUAUAAUGCGUUUUGAAAGAAAAACAAAACUGUGUGUGAGAAUAUAUAUGUUUUAAAUUUAAAAAACAAACUGCGAAUACUCUCUAACAAUUUUUAAAUUUAUUAUUAUUAUUAUUAUUAUAAUCGAAAAUUCAUUUCUUGUCAUUAGUCAAAGAACUUUGUAAUCAUUUGUCUUCUCGUCCUGUCAUCUGAUGACAAGAGUAAACCGCUCAAAAUAAUAAUAAAGAAAAAAAAAUGACAAAAAAAAGGAAAAUAUUAAACUGUCCGCGACUAUAAAAGCCUUUAAUUUCGAAUUGUUGGCGAUUCGUCGAUUUUUCCAUUAUGUCGAGUAACUAAACAAGACAACGAACCAGCAAAUUAUUCCAGUAAAAAAUUAAAAAAAAAAAAAAAAAAAAAACACCUGGGCAUGAAUUUUUUUUUAAUUCUUUUUUUAGUAACUCAUAGAAAAUAAUUUGUGCCCAAAUUUUAAGGUGUUCUUUAAAGACUGAAUUUUUCAUUUUCGCUAUUUAACGACGAUUUAAAAGAUAAGGAGAUGCAAGGAAUGACACGUUUUUUGAAAUGAUAAAAAAAAAUAUUUAUCCCAGUAGUUAUCGAAUUUUGUAAUUUUUACCAGAAAUCGUCCAAAAAUGAAAAAGAAAACUUAUUCAAAAAAUGUUUUUCUUUCCUUUUUUAAAAAAAAGAAAGAAAAAUUGAUAAUUUUUGUUUUGGGGACAAAAUUUCUGAAAAAAAUAGAAAUUCGCGAAUGGUUGCUAAUCGGGAGCAAUUUUUAUUAAAAAUUUAAAUUGUUCCCGAGAGCCGUGCACACAAAGAAGCCGUCCGAGAUUGAACGAAUAGCAUUUAUAAAAAAUAGGUGAGGAACACAAAAUCUAAAAAAAAAAAUCUAUUCAAUCGUCGUCAGAAUGCUUCCCAUAAAUUAUUGCAGCGAUCAAAGAAGAAAAAAUAAGAGCAACUAUAGUAAAAAUAAAUUUAAAAAAAAAAAAAAAUUAAAUGUGAAAUAAUAAUCAACGAGAUUGUAAAGAAAAAUUUGACUAAAAAAUAUGUAACAAAAAAAAAUAAUAGUUUAGCGACGCUGCAUAUAUGAUCCGAUAAACCAAUCAAUCCCUCCUUUUGCAUCCGACGUGUGUAAUAUAUCUUUGUGUAAUAUUUGUUAUGACCCGCAUAAUUAAAUUAAUAACGAUAAUGUUUAAGAGAAUUAAAAAAAAAAGAACGACUAACGAUUUAUACAUAUACGUGUAUAUCACAUAAUGUCUAUAGCUAUGUAAAUUCGAAAAUAAGUUAUAUCUUUAUCUAGAUUAUAUAUAUAUAAAUAUAUAUAUAUAUAUGUAGCUUCCAGGGAAAUGAAUUUCAUGCUGAAACAAUCUUUCAAUGAAAAAUUCUCAUAUGAUGAGAAUGUAAAAAAAAAAAUUAUAAUUUAAAAAAAAAUUUAACAAAAAGUUAAAAAUAUUCCAUAAAAAUUCUGCACGAAUUGUAGUAUUAAAUUUCAGAUGUACAGAGAAACUUAUAAAUGUAAUAUAUGUAUGAAGUUUAAUACUUUGACGAACGUUGUAGAAAAUAGAAAACAUUUUUUUUUUUAAUUUAUUUUGUUUUAAUAGCAAAAGUACCUUCAGUUUUGGCAAAAAUUCUUUUCCUUGGCGCGCAAAUGUUGUACACAGACUAUGUAUCAUUCAAUGAACAAAUCGAUGUUUUCAAUGAAAUGAUGAUGUUAGAAAUUUAAUAAAAUGCGACUGUCUCUGGAAAAUAAUUACAAAAAAUAAAAAAAAGUAAAGAUUUUUGAGCCUGAACGAGAGAUGAAACGUCAAAUUUUCAGUUAAAAAUUUUUUUUUUUGCUCUGUCAUCGAAUUUUUCAUUUAAUUUUUUAGAGUUAAUUAAUCAAAUUUAACAAUUCAGAACAAUUAGUUUUCUACAAAUGAAAUUUAAAAAAGUUCAAUAAUCAAUUAAAUUUAAUAUAAAAUUGAAUUAAAUCUCUCUUUCGAGGUGAAAUUUUUUGUAAUUAUUGCGAGAAAAUAAUAAGCAAAAAAAAAAAAAAAAAAAUUAUAAAAUGUAUGAGUAAAUUUUGGAAAAUGGCAAACGAGCGCAAUGUACGGUAAACCGUAGUCUGUAGAAAACGCACUGCGCAGUAAACUUUGUAGUAUCUCGAAUUAUUAAUGCAAAAAGGCAGGCACUUUAGAUUCUAGUCAAGUAUACUUUUUGCGAGAUGACGCACAUGAAUGUUCUUUUUUUUUUUUUAAUUGUCAUUUUGUUGCACCGAAGUUGAACGAUCGAUUUAUUAACAAGACAGUCGGUUAUAAUAGAUUUAUUAUAUAUAUAAAUAUAUAUAUAAAAAAAACGUGGCGAUUUCGCGACAAAAAAUUCAAAACUAAUUGUACACAAUCCCACGAAGAGAAGUGAAUCCUUAUAUUUUACCUUCAUUUACUUCUAGAAAAAUUUUUUCUCGCCACAGAAAAGAAAAAAUCCUUCAUAUUUUUAAGUAUCCACAACUUUGGCUAAAAAUAAAAUUACGAAUAGGUGAACAUUUUUUUUUUAUAAUUCAAAUUAAAAACAAAAUAUAUUAGAAAUAAAGGAGAAAAAUUAGAAUUUCUAUUUUUGGCGAAAGUUGUUAAAAUUUGUCGAUAUUAAAUUUGAGAGAAUGAAUUUCAGAAUUGAGAGUGAUUGUUUGUUAAGUUUAAAAUUUUUGAAUAUGCGAAUGGAUUAAUACUUUUCUUCGUGUAUAAUGAAAUAAAAUCAAACACAAUUUUUACCGCUGUAGUCGCAUCAUUUCAUCGAGACGAAAAAUUUUCAAAUAAGUUCGAUGACAAAACAAAACAAAAAAAAAAGAAUCACCAUCGCAAUAAUGGUUGAAUGUGACACGUUUAUUUUCCAGAAUAAAACAAAUUUUCUGGGGAAAAUAAAGUAAAAAGAUAUAUAGUUGUGAAA
Leptopilina boulardi is the source of this 10007-nucleotide messenger RNA. RefSeq names its product tyrosine-protein phosphatase 99A (gene Ptp99A). The coding region runs from base 421 to 4503 and encodes 1360 amino acids. The record is from RefSeq and is a predicted model, not a curated record. Gene Ontology annotation, molecular function: protein binding; protein tyrosine phosphatase activity. NCBI's taxonomy places the organism in Eukaryota, Metazoa, Arthropoda, Insecta, Hymenoptera, Figitidae. Gene Ontology annotation, biological process: protein dephosphorylation. The transcript is spliced from 19 exons.